GCAGCUCGCAGCCCCAGAGAGCAGACUGCCUGCUGCUGUGCUGACUGAAAACUGUGACACACAAAGCGAGGAAAGUGUGGAUUCCAGAGGCCAAGGGCCUGUGCAUUGGCCUGUGCCUUUUUCUCUGGCCCGGGCAGAAAGGAACAGCUCAGUCAGCAGGAAAGAUAAUCCACCCCCCACCCUCCCACAGCCACAGGACCUCAUGCGGCGUCAAACCAUUUGUGAGCAGUGACAGAGCCAGAUUGGGCCAAAAGGAUAUGAGUGGGAAACUUCAAAACCUGCUCAUAUUUCUAUGGACGUGAAAGGAUUUGUAUAACACAUUCAGAUUUGAUGGACUUUCCCAUGUUUGCCCUGGACAGCCGUUUUUUGUUGGCAUGUUCAAAUAAUGAAUCUCUUAUGUGUAGGGUCCCUUUUUCCCCUCUGCCACAAGCUCCUGUUUCCAGUUGUCAGGUAGGGAUGCUGUGCAGGUCUUUCCAUCGUCUGUCCCAAGCUUAUGGAGAACCGCUGACUCGCUGGCUUCCAGGAACCAGGGUGCUGAAAUGGAAAAUAUAUUUUUUAUUCUUUUAAUGUUUAGCAAGAGUCUUUUUGCUGGAGCUCAGUUUAACGGAUACAACUGUGAUGCCAACUUUCACAGCCGAUUCCCCGCGGAGAGGGACAUCAGCGUGUACUGCGGGGUGCAGACCAUCACCCUCAAAGUCAACUUCUGCCCGGUUCUCUUCUCUGGCUACACGGAUUCUGACCUGGCCCUCAAUGGUCGCCAUGGAGACGCGCACUGUCGAGGAUUUAUUAACAACAACACCUUUCCCUCUGUGGUGAUUUUUAGCAUCAGUCUGGCAACGCUGGAGUCCUGUGGAAACUCUCUGGUGGUGUCCACUGCUCAAGGACCCAACGCUUACGGGAACCUGUCUCUUGUGCAGAUUGGAAACAUAUCUGGAUUUAUCGACACACCCGACCCUCCGAAUAUAAUCAGCUACCUGCCAAGUUUGCUGUACAAGUUUAGCUGCAGUUACCCUCUGGAAUACCUGGUCAACAACACGCAGCUCGCCUCGUCGGCAGCUGCAAUCUCAGUAAAGGAAAGCAACGGUACUUUCAUCAGCACGCUGAACCUGCUGCUUUACAACGACUCAUCGUAUGUCCAGCAGCUGUCCAUCCCAAUGGCAGGGCUGACCCUGAAGACAAGGGUGUUUGCAGCUGUGAAAGCCACUAAUUUGGACAGGAGAUGGAACGUUCUAAUGGAUUACUGCUACACAACACCUUCUGGAAACCCCAACGAUGAGCUCCGCUAUGACCUCUUUUUUAGCUGUGAAAAAGACCCCCAGACCACAGUCUUUGAGAAUGGGAAAAGUCAAAUGGGCCGGUUUGCCUUCGAAGUAUUUCGUUUUAUAAAGCACAAGAACCAAAGGAUGUCCACCGUCUUCCUGCACUGUGUUACCAAGCUGUGUCGGGCAGAUGACUGUCCGAUGCUCAUUCCAAUCUGUGGCAGCAGGAAAAAGAGGGAUGCUGCUGAUGGAAAAGAGUCAACCCCUUCAUCUGGGAAUGCUGUUCUGACAGCAGGACCUAUCAUCACACGGAGUGAAGAAACACCAACCAACAACUCUCACCUGGCAAACCUUAAAGCUCCAGUGUUCCAGAUAAACACUGUGACAAGCUUGCUCAUCUCAGGAGUAAUCAUUCUGGGCAUCCUAAGCGCUUGCUUCCUCAUCUUAUCCCUCACCCUCCUCAAAGGCAAGAACACUCCGGUCAUCAGUGGUGCUGGAGUCCGCAACCCGACUUUUAACUAAAGGCCUGAAUCUGAGCCCCAUUGGGCCCUGCUCAUCUGAUGAGGCUGAGCAUGGAGCAAAGAACAGCACAGACUUUACCCAUGUGUGAGAGUAGUCACUGUACUGGUGGAUACAGGUGUCUGUUUAGAAAACUCUAAAAUGUGGCUUAGUGUAGAGGUACAGCGGGACUUUUUAUAUGUUGUCUUACACUAUGUGUUUCAAACAGUUGCGUGAUGAAGAAACGUUAAACCACAUAGCAGAAACAUUUAAGAAAUUACUUCUGCUAUGCAGCUUUUCGUAGGAGGUUACAAUACCUGUUAGGAGCCAUAAAACAGUGGGAGUCAUAGAAAGGUCAUUAAAUACUAUUAUACUGGUUUACUUAAUCAUUCAUUUAUGUCCAAAACAUAGAUUAGUCUAAGACUGCACUCUUUGGGUGUAAUGACACAUUAGGACUCAAAAACCCAGUUAAAGUUCAAAAUAAAAUCUUUGAUGAAGUGAGUUAUUAAAAAGGCUCAGGUGUUGAUGUUGUUUUACAUUAAAAAAUAUUACAUUUUUGGAAUAAGUCCUUCUAAUAUUAAUAUAUGUUAGACAAAAGGUUGUUUGCAUAAUCAAAUAGGGUUAAAGUUAUAAAUGUGUGCUCAUUCAUUGAUGUUUUUUUACACUGUGGUAAUAGUAGUAGUUUUUCUGUACAUGUACCCCUAGUAAUAGUACACUUUUUUAUUAAACAGUAAAAUACAUGAAAUGUACAGACUGUGUACACGAUGCAAAGUUGCACUUUCACAAACAAUUAAAACUUACUCCUCAUCCAAAAGGAAAUUUACUAAUUUUGUGUGUAUAAGUAACAAAAACUUUGAACUGUAAGUUUACAAGCUAGUCAGGAAAAAUUACAAACAUAAAAUCUAAAUGAGUGAGUAAAAGUUACUAACAUCACAGUUUGAUUGGUCAGUAACAGGUUACAGUGGCUCCAUCUAGUGGGCAAACUCCACAAUACUAGUUUGAGCUGAAAACAAAUCUUGGUGAGUCUUAACAAUGUUGGUUUUUUUGGCCAGUUCCAUACCGUAAAGUGAACACAAAUGGUGACUAAAAUACAUUUUGUUUUAUAAUAACAUGAUUAAUCCCUAAAGUGGCUUUAAAGUUGAACAAGCUAAUCUGCCAACAAUUGUCAAAAGGGAUCAAGGCAAUGAAGGCCUUCACUGAAAACGCUCUGACUGAAGACAUUCUACGUGUUGUUUUCAUGCAAUAGCCUCAAGAAAAAUAGUUUAGGGUUUCUCUAUAUAUAGUUUCCUGACACAAAGCCAGGAAAUGUAAAGAAAAUUGUGCCCUGUACAGUUAAUAGUUUAGUUGUUUCAACUGAUAAUUGUAAAUAUUAAAAAAUCAUAUUUAAAACAUG
Messenger RNA from Oryzias latipes (Japanese medaka), 3150 nucleotides. It is a transcript of the gene zpld1a, whose product is annotated as zona pellucida-like domain containing 1a. Lineage: Eukaryota; Metazoa; Chordata; Actinopteri; Beloniformes; Adrianichthyidae. The record is from RefSeq and is a predicted model, not a curated record.